Dendronephthya gigantea is the source of this 985-nucleotide messenger RNA. RefSeq lists its product as uncharacterized. The record is from RefSeq and is a predicted model, not a curated record. Lineage: Eukaryota; Metazoa; Cnidaria; Anthozoa; Malacalcyonacea; Nephtheidae. The coding region runs from base 106 to 657 and encodes 183 amino acids. The transcript is spliced from 4 exons.
CUUGAAAAUGGCAUAAGAGGUAUUGAAGUCGUCACUCAAACGCCCACACCCCCUCUGCAUGAAAAUAACCAAUCAGAAUGUGCAGGCCUAACAAAUUCGAUUGUGAUGUUUUUCGCGGGUGUUGCCGCAACUCUUGGCACCAAAUUGCUAUUUGCUCUCAUAUUUUGGAUACACAGAAGAAAUUGUCAAACUUCAAAAUUUUCUACUGGUAGUAAUGGGGUCAAUACGCCGGCCGUGAUCGCAACUGAGCAUACUAUAGACGCUCCAGCCGUUGUUGUCCCAACCGAGCCAGUGACAGAACCACCACCACGAAAUAACCAGAAUAUCGAAUAUGCAAUUCCAGAAAACAGGAGAACAUGCCCAUAUGAACAAGUGGACGAAUCACUACCAGCACCAUCUGGUUACACAGAGCUUGAUAUGAGCCGUCGUGAUGGCAGAGAAACAGAUGAUAGAAACUACCAGAAACUCCUCAAACGCGAAUCAGAUUAUGUCAUACCAGCUAAUAGCGCUUCAGAACCUUUGGAUGAAGAAGGUCGCGGUGAAGUUAAAUCGAAAACAACCUUAGGCUACACAGAGUUGGAUUUGACAAAACUAGGACAGACUAACCAUCCGCCAUACCAGCAUUUAAUAAAGAGGCCAAGUAAACCUUCACAUUAAUUUCGGAGAUUUUCCCCGUUCAGGAAUGAGAAUUUUAAAUCUGAAAAGAAUUAAUUAGAAAGAGUAUCAAUAAAAUUAUUAAUUAUCAAGGCUAGGAUGUAUAUACAAAAGGCGUUGCGUGUUGACUUAUAUUAAGGACUAUACCUAUGUAAAGCGGGGAGAUGUAGCAUUUCCAAUGUCAUAUCUUAAAAUGAAUAUGCAGUGGUUCGGAAGCACAUAAACGAAAUAAAACACUGGAUUAAAUUUUAACCCAGAGUUAGCGCUAUAACGCUUACUAGUCUGGCUAUGAACAACUGGCCCCUGGACUUAUGGUGAGACUUCAGGCUUA